AUGGCUCUCUCACCUCCUCCGCUAGCGCAGAAGGAAGUGGUACCACGCUAUGAGGAGAGGCUUCUGAUUGUAACUGGGCCCCAGUCUGGUUUUCCCAGUGAUUUUGGAAAGUCCCAAACUGUGGAGCCAGACAGGGUCUAUCUUGGACUCACAGAAGGACAAGUAAAGAUAGAAGAGGAAGAAGCACACCUUCUUCGAGCAGUUAACCGCGGACCGUCUACUCAUAAGCUGUCUAUUCCUGCGCCCAAAGUUACCCGUAUUCCUGCCUAUUCAUGCUUCGGAUUCAAGCCGGGGGUAAGCUACCGCGUUGCUACGGCAAUCAAUUCGUCAAGGAACAUACUAAGGGAUUUGGAUGAUGCAGAUCUAUGCUUUAGUGAUGGGAUAGUUCGUGUCAUCGAAGCAGAGGCUUCUGCCAGUAAACCAUCGCACAAGGGGACACAGAGGUGUGCGCUCGAACUAUCAGAAAAACAAGAGGUUAGAGGGUCUAGAUUUCCUGACAUCCACGUGUCCUUGCCUACUGACUCCAUAUACUCUGAGGACGUUUUGGAGUGGAUUCUGACUGUAUUGGAUAUAUUUUUCCCUGCGAAGAUUCGUCAGAUUUUUAUAACCGAAAGAAAUAUUUAUGAAGCUUACAUUGCGUGUAGAUUAGUCGUCCUGGAUUCUUUUGAAUUGGAAAAUACUAUUGUAAGGCCUCCAGAUUGCUUUAUUCCUCGGAUGCCCACAGAUUACAUCAAAAGGAUUGCAGCAGAACAGCAUAAGAUGGACCAGUCUUCGGACCUAGAUGUGGGAACUAAGGGGACAUCCAAGCGCAAGGUCGUCGUCAACGAGCAGCUAGAGAAGAUUGCUUCCCAAGUCCCAUUCAUUUCUCGCAGUCUAUUUGCUAGCAUCUUUUCCUAUUUUGUUAACAAACGAAAAGGAACACCCCUUAUGCCCUGCAUGCGUGACCGCCCAUAUCGAGAUUGGGUGUCUUCACAAGCCAAUCAGAAGAUGUUUCUAGUUCAGCAAGAGAAGCGGUUUGCGCAGCAGUUCUGCAAAGGAAUCAAACGGGCUCAAGUACCUCUAUACUAUUUCAACCGAAUGGCCGAAUUUGUCUGUCUGCGAGAGGUUAUUGAGUUGGCUGCCGUUACCAAUGAAUGCAAAGAUUUGCUGGCCCAACUGGGGUACAAUUCUGCUGAGGAAGCAGAGGCGAUAUUGAGGGAUGAUGCCCCGGGCUCCAUGCUUAUUCCUAUGGAUAGACCCGCAAACACAUAUAAGCUAGAGCAGCUAUCGCUAGAGAUGUAUGAUGAGGCAAUGUGGACAAAGAACAGAAACCAACUUAUGACCCAUGCGCCAAUAAGCAAGGCGGUCACUUCGCGAUCGCCCACCAUGUUUGACAUUACCAAGCUGACUAGUAUAGUGGAUGUGUUUGCUAAUGUGGGGUGUCUGCAGAAAUCGCCCGAGAUUGCUGCCGACGAGGAUGUUGUCAACGCAUUCUACCAACGCAUACUAGCUUCCAGCACGUAG
Giardia duodenalis is the source of this 1503-nucleotide messenger RNA. RefSeq lists its product as uncharacterized. NCBI's taxonomy places the organism in Eukaryota, Fornicata, Diplomonadida, Hexamitidae. The coding region runs from base 1 to 1503 and encodes 500 amino acids. The record is from RefSeq and is a predicted model, not a curated record. The transcript has a single exon.